Molecule: messenger RNA, 1959 nt
Organism: Tetranychus urticae (two-spotted spider mite)
Lineage: Eukaryota; Metazoa; Arthropoda; Arachnida; Trombidiformes; Tetranychidae
Gene: alien
Product: COP9 signalosome complex subunit 2 alien
Source: RefSeq, a predicted model, not a curated record
ACGGUGCACAUGACAACAAUUUGAAAAAGGUUUCUCAAUGAAAGAAAUUGUAUGCUGGUUUAGGUUAAAUUGUUAAAUUCAGUAGUGAUUAUUUUUAUUGCCGAUCUGUUGAUAUAUAUUAUUAGUUUAAUUGUACAAUCGAUUAUACCCUAUUGUCAUCAUGAGUGAUGCCGAUGAUGAUUUCAUGGUUGAUGAUGAUGAAGAUUACGACUUGGAAUACUCUGAGGACAGUAAUUCGGAACCUGAUGUAGAUUUAGAGAAUCAAUAUUAUAACUCCAAAGCUCUUAAAGAAGAUGAUCCCAAAGCCGCCUUGCAAAGUUUUCAGAAAGUCUUGGAUCUCGAAAGCAAUGAAAAAAACGAGUGGGGAUUCAAAGCCCUCAAACAAAUGAUCAAAAUCAAUUUCAGACUGGGUCACUAUGAAGAGAUGAUGGCUCGAUAUAAACAGUUGCUAACUUAUAUUAAAAGUGCUGUUACCAGAAAUUAUUCUGAAAAGUCUAUAAAUUCCAUUCUCGAUUACAUCUCAACGAGCAAACAGAUGGAAUUACUUCAGGAAUUUUACGAAACAACUUUAGAAGCACUGAAGGACGCUAAAAAUGAUCGUCUAUGGUUUAAAACAAAUACUAAACUGGGUAAACUUUAUUAUGAUAGAGGCGAGUUCAAUAAAUUGGCCAAAAUAUUAAAACAAUUGCACCAAUCCUGCCAGAAUGAUGACGGAUCAGAUGAUUUGAAGAAAGGAACUCAACUACUAGAAAUUUAUGCUUUAGAAAUUCAAAUGUAUACAGCUCAAAAAAACAAUAAGAAACUCAAGAAACUCUAUGAACAGUCCCUUUGUAUCAAAUCGGCGAUACCUCACCCCUUAAUCAUGGGUGUUAUAAGAGAAUGCGGUGGUAAAAUGCAUCUUAGGGAAGGUGAAUAUGAAAAGUCACAUACAGAUUUUUUUGAGGCCUUCAAAAAUUAUGACGAAUCAGGUAGCCCAAGACGAACCACCUGUCUUAAAUAUUUAGUUUUAGCGAAUAUGCUCAUGAAAUCGGGGAUCAAUCCUUUCGAUUCUCAAGAAGCAAAGCCGUACAAAAAUGAUCCAGAGAUUCUUGCAAUGACCAAUCUUGUCAGCGCUUAUCAAAAUAAUGAUAUCCAUGAAUUUGAAAAAAUUCUGAAAAAUAAUAGGAGAACGAUAAUGGAUGACCCUUUCAUUAAAGAACACAUUGAAGAUCUAUUGAGGAACAUUAGAACUCAAGUCUUAAUUAAACUCAUCAAACCUUACACUAGAAUACACAUUCCUUUUAUUUCACAGGAGUUAAACAUAGAACCAUCAGAAGUCGAAAAUUUACUGGUAUCAUGCAUUCUUGAUAAUACAAUUCAAGGACGCAUCGAUCAAGUAAAUCAAAAUUUAGAAUUGACUAAAAGUACUUUAACUGGUGCAAGAUAUCGAGCUUUGGAAAAAUGGACAAGUCAACUAGCCUCUCUGCACCUAACUAUAGUAAACAAAAUGGCUUAAACAGCUGUUGUGGAUAAUUGUAUUAAUUCAAUUCUGGAAGUACUUGAUUUUCGGUUUUAUAAAUUGAACAUCCAAAUAAACAGUACAAUUUCUUAAUAUCUGUUUAAAGUUAAAUAUAAGAGCUCUUAUUUAUAAAGCAAUGGAAGACCGCCGGUGAGCUCAAUGUUGCCCUCUUCUUUCAUGGUGUAAAAAUUUUCUAAAUUAAUGGAUGGAGCCAAUUCAAAAGUUAAAGUCGUUUCAUUCAAAAAUAUUUUAUUCUUCAAAUCAAGCCUGUCAAUCUUUAAACUUCAAUCUUAAAGAAAAUCUAUGAAAACAUGGCUCUCCUCACCCAAAUUUGUAAAUCAGUGUAACUUGCCUGAAAACAAUUUUGUUUUAUUAUCUAUCGAGUUACUUGUAAUUCAAAACACAAACUUUAGAUUUUUCAUGUUUACUUCUUAAUUAACAAAAAAUAAGUCAAAAAGAUA